UUUAAUAGCAAUAUCCUAACAUUCAUUUGUAAGUAAGUGAACAUCCAGGACAAUGGCCAGCCCCAAAUUGACUCUCCUGUCCUUGGCCUUCUUCCUGUCGAUUUGUCCCAACCCAAUCGAGGGUAUUCGCUUCCGUUGCGGGAUUCUGGCCUUUUUCGGGAACGAUCGGGCUUGUCGUGCCUCUUGUUGGGUCGUGGGACGAAAAACGGGUUUCUGUGACGAGGUGGGCAAUUGCAAUUGCCAGGAGGAGGACUUGGAUCUUCGCCAAAGCAUUGACAAUCUCCUCGGAGGACUCGACGUAGUUGAGUAUGUGGAGAUGAAGUACAGCGAGUUUAAGGAUGAGGUCAACACCUGGGAGUUGACCCAAUCGGUCAAGAAGAUUGUCCCCUCCAGAUGUCGAUUAGGCAAUGGUUUCUGUGAGGCUUCUUGCCACAGUAUUGGCCGCGUCACGGGUCAGUGCAACGCGGAUAACACGGAUUGCGCUUGCGCCGAUGAGACGGUGAGUGCCAAGCAAUACGCUCUCUGUCUGGACGAUGGCGUGUGCAGCCUCUACUGUCAGCGAGAGGGCAAAGCCCGUGGUCACUGCCACGGGCCCACGGGCUGGGAUUGCCGUUGUUACUCCAAUAAGGAGGACCGGCCCGAGGAUGAGUACGAGUUCACCGUCCCCCAGAUUGAUGUGGUGGGCGAGUCCAUCGACAAGCCCGACAGGCUCGAGGAUAUAAUUUUGAAUCAACACCCGACCAUAAGCUUUUAAGUGUGUGCCGGACUCACUUACUCCCUUUGACGUACGGAUUGAGAUUUGAGAGGCAACAUAUUGCUUCCUAAACGUUUGGAAAGGCAAAUGCGAGGGAAUCUGAACUUAGGGAACAUAUUAAUGAUAAUAAAAACACACACGGUGCAACAAAAUCACAUUUGAUAACAAUGAAA
Tigriopus californicus is the source of this 927-nucleotide messenger RNA. RefSeq lists its product as uncharacterized. The record is from RefSeq and is a predicted model, not a curated record. NCBI's taxonomy places the organism in Eukaryota, Metazoa, Arthropoda, Copepoda, Harpacticoida, Harpacticidae. Bases 53 to 754 code for a protein of 233 amino acids. The transcript has 4 exons.